Molecule: messenger RNA, 2994 nt
Organism: Cajanus cajan (pigeon pea)
Lineage: Eukaryota; Viridiplantae; Streptophyta; Magnoliopsida; Fabales; Fabaceae
Product: pumilio homolog 2
Biological process (GO): post-transcriptional regulation of gene expression
Cellular component (GO): cytoplasm
Molecular function (GO): mRNA binding
Source: RefSeq, a predicted model, not a curated record
AUGGAACAGAAGAGCUUUGCAGAAAUUUUCCAGGAUGAUUUGGGGCGUAAUACUUCUGUGACAGGUCUUCCUUCUCGUCCAUCUAGUCGUAAUGCAUUUGAUGAAAAUGAUAUCAUAGGUUCUGCUGAAGCAGAUAUGGCCCAUGUACGCCGUGAGUCUGCAGCCACUGAUGCUUUAAGAUCAGGAUCAAAUGUUCAAGGAUCAUCUGCCGCCCAAAAUAUUGGCCAGUCAGCUUCUUAUUCUUAUGCUGCUGCUCUAGGAUCUUCCUUGUCGAGAAGCACUACUCCUGAUCCACAACUUGUUGCUAGGGCUCCCAGUCCCUGCAUCACACCCAUUGGUGGUGGCAGAGCCAUUGCUUCUGACAAAAGAGGUAUUGCCAGUACAGAUGCAUUUAAUGGUGUUUCAUCUGGCAUCAACGAGUCAGCAGAUCUUGUGGCUGCAUUGUCAGGGAUGAACUUGUCAGCAGAUGAUGUGUUAGAUGGUGAAAACCAUUUGCCAUCACAGGUUGAAUCGGAUGUUGAUAAUCACCAAAGAUAUCUUUUUGGUAGGCAAGGUGGUCAAGAUCAUGGUAAACAACAUGCUUAUUUAAAGAAGUCUGAAUCAGCGCACAUGCAAAAUUCAGGUAAGAUUAGGAGUGGGUCAGAUCUCAACAAUCCAUCCUUUGAUCGGCAGGCUGAGCUACAAAAGUCUGCUGUUUCUUCCAAUAACUCAUAUUUCAAAGGAUCGCCUACCUCCCAUUUUAGUAGAGGAGGUAGUUCGCCGCCUCAGUACCAGCCUUUAGAUGGUACAAAUUCAUCAUUUACUAACUAUGGUCUGAGUGGGUAUGCCGGAAAUCCGGCAUUGGCAUCCUUGAUGACUAACCAACUUGGCAGCGGUAAUCUACCGCCCUUGUUUGAAAAUGUUGCUGCAGCAUCAGCAAUGGGGGCCCCUGGAAUGGACUCAAGAAUUAUUGGAGGUGGUUUGGCAUCUGGAGGUGCUGCUUCAUCUGAUGUGCAUAAUCUUGGUAGGAUGGGAAAUCAAAUUCCUGGCAGUGCUCUCCAGGCCUCUUUUGUUGAUCCAAUGUAUCUUCAAUACCUGAGGACAUCUGAAUAUGCUGCAGCACAACUUGGUGCUCUUAAUGACCCCUCUGUGGACAGGAACUACUUGGGGAAUUCAUACAUGAAUAUACUUGAGCUUCAGAAAGCUUAUCUAGGGUCUAUUCUCUCUCCUCAGAAAUCCCAAUACAAUGUAUCACUGGGUGGAAAAUCAGGCAGCUCCACUCCUCAGGGUUAUUAUGGAAAUCCUGCAUAUGGUGUUGGGUUGUCUUAUCCAGGAAGUCCAAUGGCAAACUCUGUUUUAUCCACUUCUCCAGUUGGGUCUGGAAGUCCUGUUAGGCACAAUGAACUAAAUAUGCGUUUUGCUUCGGGAAUGAGGAAUUUAGCUGGGGUCAUGGGACCUUGGCAUGUAGAUAAUGGGAACAUUGAUGAAAGUUUUGCUUCUUCUCUGUUGGAAGAGUUUAAAAGCAAUAAAACUAAGUGUUUUGAGCUCUCUGAAAUUGCUGGUCAUGUUGUUGAGUUCAGUGCGGAUCAAUAUGGGAGCCGAUUUAUUCAGCAAAAGCUUGAAACAGCUACUACAGAAGAAAAAAACAUGGUUUAUCAGGAAAUCAUGCCACAUGCGCUUGCUUUGAUGACUGAUGUCUUUGGUAAUUAUGUGGUUCAAAAGUUUUUUGAGCAUGGACUUGCAUCCCAAAGGAGAGAAUUAGCCAACAAACUUCUUGGCCAUGUUCUGACACUUAGCCUUCAAAUGUAUGGUUGCCGGGUCAUCCAGAAGGCCAUCGAAGUUGUUGAUUUGGAUCAGAAGAUAGAGAUGGUUCAAGAGCUUGAUGGUAAUGUAAUGCGCUGUGUACGUGAUCAGAAUGGUAAUCAUGUCAUUCAGAAGUGUAUUGAAUGUGUCACUGAAGAUGCAAUACACUUUAUUGUGUCAACAUUUUUCGAUCAAGUUGUGACACUCUCAACCCAUCCAUAUGGUUGUCGGGUGAUACAGAGGGUAUUGGAGCACUGCAAAGAUCCUAUAACUCAGCAGAAAGUUAUGGAUGAGAUUUUAGGAGCAGUUAGCAUGUUAGCUCAAGAUCAGUAUGGCAACUACGUUGUUCAGCAUGUACUGGAACAUGGGAAGCCUCAUGAACGCUCUUCUAUAAUAAAGGAACUAGCAGGCAAGAUAGUUCAAAUGAGUCAGCAGAAGUUUGCUUCAAAUGUUGUGGAGAAAUGUUUGACCUUUGGAGGUCCUUCUGAGCGCCAAUUGCUAGUGAACGAGAUGCUUGGCUCUACCGAUGAAAAUGAGCCUCUUCAGGCAAUGAUGAAAGAUCAAUUUGCAAAUUACGUUGUACAAAAAGUGCUGGAAACUUGUGAUGAUCAACAACGCGAGCUGAUUCUUUCACGGAUUAAGGUUCAUUUGAAUGCAUUGAAAAAGUACACCUAUGGAAAGCACAUUGUUGCACGUGUAGAAAAACUCGUUGCUGCUGGAGAAAGGAGAAUUGCUGCUCAGUCUCCUCAACCUGCUUAGGUAGGUGGCUUAGAAAAAUAGUCUUUGUACAGCUAACUGAGGCUAGUAUGAGCUGCUGCUUCUCUUUAUCUCUCAAAUCAAGAGGGUUAUGUUUGUGUAUCGGUGAAAAUGGGUAGUAGCCAAUUGGAAAUGAAGUUAUCAGUUGUAUUGCAGAACUGUACAUUUUGUAGCUUUAAGUUUAUACAAAGAAUUUAAGUGAGAUGUGGCUCAGAUGUUUUAAUGCAGCUGAUGUCCCUAUUGAGGAGAUAAAAUGCCUAUACAAGCCUUUUUAUGGUGUAAAGAUUAUAAAAUGGUGAGGUAGUUUGUAAGUUGACGUGACUGUACAAAAAUGAUGGCAUGUGGAGAGCUGUUCUUGUUUAGACAAGGGCAGUUUUUUCUUCUCUCUUAAUCAUGUGUAUGGUUAUUGACUAUGUUUUCCCUUUCAACAAAUAUAAUUUUUGUUGCAAGUUUACA